CAGCGACAUCAAUCAAACCCACAAAAACAAAGAAAUUUUCAGGCACAAAAAAAAAAAAAGAAAAAAAAAACUCGCUCAGCUUCAGGCCACAUUUUCACAACUACGAGAAUAUGGCCUAUGGAUUCAUCCCCUACACCCUUCCAUUGCUCAUAAUUCUUCUCACUCUCUUCAUAACCUGCCUGCUCAUCAAACUCGCUAGACGCCGAAGCGACUCCGACGUCAGCCACAUUCGACUGAAGCUCCCGCCGGGCUCAAUGGGCUGGCCUCUCUUCGGCGAGACCCUCCAGCUCUACUCCCAAGAUCCUACCCGUUUCUUCUCCAACAAACAGAAACGGCACGGCGAGAUCUUCAAAACGCACAUCUUGGGCUGCCCCUGCGUCAUGCUCGCCAGCCCGGACGCUGCCCGCUUCGUCCUCGUAACCCAGGCUCACCUCUUCAAGCCCACUUACCCCAAGUCCAAAGAGCGCCUGAUUGGGCCCUCGGCCCUGUUCUUCCACCAGGGCGAUUACCACGCCCGCCUCCGCAAGCUCGUCCAGCGCGCUCUCUCCCUCGACGCCAUCCGCAGCCUGGCCGGCGACGUCUCCGCCUUGGCCGCCUCCGCCUUGGAAUCUUGGGACGGCGGCCACGUCAUCAACACCUUCGAAGAGCUCAAAAAGUUGUCCUUCGAGGUUGGGAUCCUGGCGGUUUUCGGACACCUGGAAGCCCAUUACAGGAUAGAGUUAAAAAAGAAUUACGGCAUCGUCGAAAAAGGCUACAAUUCCUUUCCCACCACCAUGCCUGGAACUCCCUACAAGAGGGCUCUUACGGCUCGGAGGAAGCUGAGUGAGAUAUUGGGGGCCAUAAUCAGCGAGAGGAAAGAGAAGAAGCUGUUGGAGAACGACAUGUUGGGAUGUCUGCUCAACUCCAAGGACUACAAAGGGCAGGUGUUGACGGACGAGCAGGUCGCCGACAACAUCAUCGGAGCUCUGUUCGCCGCACAGGACACGACGGCCAGCGCCAUGACAUGGAUUGUCAAGUACCUCCACGACAACCCGAAGCUUCUCGACGCUGUCAAGGCCGAACAGAAGGCAAUUCAAGAGGUGAAUGAAAGAGACGGCACUAAUAGUGAGUCGACGCUGACCUGGAGUCAGACUCGUCACAAUAUGCCAUUCACUCACAAGGUGGUUUUAGAGAGCUUGAGGAUGGCAAGCAUUAUAGCUUUUACGUUUAGAGAAGCCGUGGCCGAUGUAGAAUAUAAAGGGUACCUUAUUCCAAAGGGUUGGAAGGUGAUGCCUUUAUUCAGGAACAUUCAUCACAAUCCAGAAUAUUUCAGUGACCCCCAUAAAUUUGAUCCUUCAAGAUUUGAGGUGGCACCAAAGCCCAAUACGUUCAUGCCAUUUGGCAAUGGGGUACAUGCCUGCCCUGGGAAUGAGCUUGCCAAGCUGGAGAUGCUUACCAUGAUCCACCAUUUGGUCACCAAGUUCAGGUGGGAAGUGGUAGGAUCGGAGAGUGGGACGCAGAACUGCCCAUUUCCAGUGCCAAUGAAUGGACUCCCAGCAAGAUAUUGGAAACAAGUCCCCAGCAGCUAGGCCUAGCUAGGUUUAAGAUAUAUAGUAGAGAAUGAUUAUGAUCAAUUUGGGUUACAAUUUACCCAUAUAAUUAGCUUAAUCUUAGCUAUUAUGUUAUUGGACCAACCAAUUUUCAACUUCUUUGUACCCAAUCUUUGGCCCCGAUUUUGGCCAUAAUCAAUGUCUGAUCCAGUUAAUGGGGGAAAACCCCCUAUUAGGGAAUGCUAAGAUGAGUGUUUCCCAGCCAUACCCUUUUUCAUCGGCUGCAUUUUCCCAUGUGAUUAUAACAAGUUCAAUUAUAAAUUCUAGUGUAGUUG
This is a messenger RNA of Linum trigynum, 1864 nucleotides long. Lineage: Eukaryota; Viridiplantae; Streptophyta; Magnoliopsida; Malpighiales; Linaceae. The record is from the annotation of a GenBank genome assembly.